Messenger RNA from Drosophila melanogaster (fruit fly), 1130 nucleotides. RefSeq lists its product as uncharacterized. Gene Ontology annotation, biological process: phosphatidylinositol dephosphorylation. Lineage: Eukaryota; Metazoa; Arthropoda; Insecta; Diptera; Drosophilidae. The record is from RefSeq and is marked reviewed. The coding region runs from base 107 to 1027 and encodes 306 amino acids. Gene Ontology annotation, molecular function: inositol-1,4-bisphosphate 1-phosphatase activity; 3'(2'),5'-bisphosphate nucleotidase activity. The transcript is spliced from 2 exons.
CAGCUGUUCUACUUUCACCGCAAUCACUUCUCUGCAGCGACGAAAACAUCUCAUUCCAAUCUUGAAAAGAUCUCCCGCAUCCUUGUCCCAUACAAAUAAAAUAACGAUGGCUGCAACUGCUCCGGUAAUUAUGCGCGUCAUGGCGUCCUCGAUCAGCACCGCCAAGCGGGCUGGCGGCAUCAUACGCGACGUGCUCAAGAAGGGUGACCUGGGCAUAGUGGACAAGGGCAAGAACGAUCCGCAGACGGAGGCAGAUCGCUCUGCCCAGCGUUGCAUUAUCGCCUCCUUGGCCAAAAAGUUCCCCACCGUCAAGAUCAUUGGCGAGGAGGGUGGAUCCGAUCUGAAUGUCUGCGACGACUGGCUGGUGAACGAGUUGGAUGAGGAAUUCCUGCAGCACAGUUGCCCCGCUGAGUGGAAGGAUGUCAAGCCCGAGGACUUUGUCAUAUGGGUAGAUCCCCUAGACGGCACAGCGGAGUAUACACAGGGACACGUUGAACACGUGACCGUCCUGAUCGGCAUAGCCGUGAAGGAUGCUGCUGUGGGCGGCAUCAUUCAUCAGCCAUUCUACCAACAGCCCGAUGGCGAAAUGGGUCGCACCAUUUGGGGCCUGAAGGGUCUGGGCACGGGAGGAUUCACGGCAGUCCCCGCGCCAGCCGGCCAGUUCAUCAUAACCACCACUCGCUCGCAUUCCAAUGCCCUGCAUCAGCAAGCCCUCAACGCAUUCGCAUCCACAGAAGUUCUGAAAGUCGGAGGCGCUGGGUUCAAAGUGCUCCAGCUGCUGGAGGGAAAGGCCCACGCGUACGUCUUCGCCACGCCGGGCUGCAAGAAGUGGGACACCUGCGCACCCGAGGCCGUUCUAGAGGCCCAGGGCGGCUGCCUCACCAACAUCAACGGCGAGCACUACGCCUACAAUGCGGAUGUGGAGCACGUGAAUCGACAGGGAGUGCUGGCCAGCCUGGGACAGGACCAUGCCGCGCUGGUGGAAAAGAUUCCCGCCGAGGUGCGGGCAGCAGUGGGAGCCAAGUGAGAUAGCUUUGAAUUCCAGCACUUUAUUAGUUUAUUUGCACUAAAAGUAAACACACAUAAAUUAAGCAAUAACAGGUUAGAAAUUUGAAAAUUGUUAAAACUGG